Molecule: messenger RNA, 1684 nt
Organism: Hipposideros armiger (great roundleaf bat)
Lineage: Eukaryota; Metazoa; Chordata; Mammalia; Chiroptera; Hipposideridae
Gene: IL5RA
Product: interleukin 5 receptor subunit alpha
Exons: 11
Biological process (GO): cytokine-mediated signaling pathway
Cellular component (GO): external side of plasma membrane; membrane
Molecular function (GO): protein binding; cytokine receptor activity
Source: RefSeq, a predicted model, not a curated record
CCCUCUGCUAUUGAGUCCCGUCAUCAGGAACUAGAGGAUCGCCAGAGACAGAAUUUGAUCAUCAUGACGCCUGCACUGCUGAUUCUUUUGGGGAGUGCAGUGAUGCUGCAAGCAGACUUACUUCCUGAUAAAAAAUCUGCACUUCUCCCACCUGUGAAUUUCACCAUCAAAGUGGCCGCUUUGGCUCAAGUCCUUUUACGCUGGGAACCGAAUCCGGAUCAAGAGCAAAGGAAUGUUAUGCUAGGAUAUCAUGUGAAAAUAAAUGCCCCCCAAGAAGAUGAUUUUGAAACCAGGAACACUGAAAGCAAACAUGUGAGCGUUCUUCACCAAGGCUUUUCAGCAAGUGUGCAGACCAUCCCGUGGAGCGACCACGCCCUCCUGGCCAGCAGCUGGGUUUCUGCUGAGCUCAAAGCCCCGCCAGGGUCUCCUGGAACCUCGAUUGUGAAUUUAACUUGCACCACAAACACCAUGGCAAGUGACUGGACACCCUUAAGGCCAUACCAAGUUUCUCUUCACUGUACCUGGUGUGUCGGCAAGGAUGCCCCUGAGGAUACACAGUAUUUCCUCUACUAUAGGUAUGGCUCUCAAACCGAAGAAUGCCAAGAAUACACCCAAGACACACUGAAGAGAAACCAUGCAUGCUGGUUUCCCAGGGCUUUUAUCCAUAGCAAAGGGCGGGACUGGCUCGCGGUGCACGUUAACGGCUCCAGCAAGCACGCUGCCAUCAAGCCCUUUGAUCAGCUGUUUGCUCUUCACGCCAUUGAUCAAGUAAACCCUCCAGUGAACGUCACAGCCAAGAUUGAAGGAACCCGUCUCUCUAUCCAAUGGGAGAAACCAGUGUCUGCCUUUCAAGCCCACUGCUUUGAUUAUGAAGUGAAAAUUUACAACACAAGGAAGGGUUAUUUUCAGGACACGCCAGGGGAGAUGGUAGUGGGAAAUGAUGAGCCAAAGCCCUGGACAGAAUGGUUUCUGGUUGUGCUUAUGGCAACAAUCUGCAUCUUAUUCAUCUUAUCACUCACCUGUAGGAGAUGUCACUUAUGGACCAAGUUGUUUCCACCAGUUCCAGCACCAAAAAGUAAUAUUAAAGAUUUCGCUGUAACCAGUAACUAUGAGAAAACUGGUUCCGGUGAAACAGAAAUCGAAGUCCUAAGUUUUGUGGAAGAGCCUGAACUUGAGGUGCUGGAAGAUUUUGUGUUUUGACAGUCACUGUGGCUUUCUGAAAAUGAACUCAAUGCUCAUAUGCCUCAGUGAUGAGAAGGGCGAGAACUGCUGUUUCUUGGCUGAGAGGAACUCAGGAUUUACUGAACACGAUUGAGCUGUGAGGCGAUGCAGCUCUUAAAAGCGUGGAUGCGUCUCAGAAUGUCCUCCCCCACCGGGGUGAUUUAUCACUCGGGCCGUCCUGCCAUGGCUUCUCUCCCCACUCGGUACACGGUGGCACCUCCCCACCUGCCAAUCUUUGCGAGUCCCAUUAUUUACCUGGAACGUUUUUGUGCCAGAGACUGUUUUUAAGGCUCAUGUCAUCUGUGCUUACGUCUGGCAGUGCCAGUGUGACUGUUGAAGCUGCCAGUGGUAAACCUCAGUUAUCAUCUCAGGAAGAAAGCACUUUGCACAGGCCUGGAGUGGCCGUGAACUUGGACUCAAGAUGGUCUUUCCUAUAACACGUGGGAGCCAUGGUCCUUUUCUU